ACAACUACGGCAGUUCCAAUAACAACAACAUCAACAAACGAACUUUCGAAUGAAACUUUGAAUUCAUCAUCAUCAACAACACCGGCAAGUACUAUGAUACCAGAAAUACAAGAAAUGGAAAAUAUUACAUUGGCAUCUAUAAGUAAUAAUAUAAUUACAAAUAAAACUUCACUGCCGACAUUUGGCCAUGAAUUGAUAGCAAACGAUAAUCCAUUACUACAGCAACCGUUACCUAUUCAAUCGAAUGUUGAUCAACCAAAUGCAGAAAGUUUAGUAGCAACAAAGAAACCCGCAUAUGGAACGAAAACACGAUUAUUAACUAAAACAAAUAUUUCAUCAUUUAUUCGUUCACCAGUUAAUCGAUCUAAAGCGAAUGUACGAAAGAAAACGACUACGACGACGACGACGACGGCCACGAAAAAUCGAAAACGAUAUCCAAUAAAAGUAAACAACAACAAUAGUGGUGGUGGUGGUUUAGAUAAAAAUUCAAUCAUGAAAAACAAAAUUCCAAUGGAAAUUAUUUUCUGGCCAGUAUGA
This is a messenger RNA of Dermatophagoides farinae (American house dust mite), 537 nucleotides long. RefSeq lists its product as uncharacterized. The record is from RefSeq and is a predicted model, not a curated record. NCBI's taxonomy places the organism in Eukaryota, Metazoa, Arthropoda, Arachnida, Sarcoptiformes, Pyroglyphidae.